Molecule: messenger RNA, 2441 nt
Organism: Purpureocillium takamizusanense
Lineage: Eukaryota; Fungi; Ascomycota; Sordariomycetes; Hypocreales; Ophiocordycipitaceae
Gene: BPL1
Product: biotin holocarboxylase synthetase
Exons: 5
Coding region: 261-2255 (664 amino acids)
Biological process (GO): protein modification process
Cellular component (GO): cytoplasm
Molecular function (GO): biotin--[biotin carboxyl-carrier protein] ligase activity
Source: RefSeq, a predicted model, not a curated record
CACUCACCAAUCGUCCGGCUCAUCGUCGUCUUCAAUCUCUACCUCUCGCGGUGUGUUUGUCUCUGAUUCCUUUGCGGUCGAUGCUGGUGCUUCGCCAUCCGGUCGUGAGGCCUGGGCUCCCAUCGUGCCUAUAAGCGACUUCUGCGUGGCGAGGUGUGCAAGGUGGAAAUUUGUCACGCGUCCGCGGCAGUUGUUGAACCUUCCAAGUUUCAUCCCACUCGCCACGCAAACCUGGGGCACAGUCACACCCCCCAGCGAUCAUGACUUCUAGGAAACUCAACGUGCUCGUCUACACAGGCACCGGCACGACUUCGGAGUCGGUCCGGCAAUGCGUCUUCUCCCUCCGUCGCCUUCUCUCUCCAAACUACGCCGUCAUCCCCAUCAAUGAGACUGUCAUCCUCAAGGAACCAUGGGCGCCGACGUGCGCACUGCUCGUCAUCCCCGGCGGCGCGGACCUGGGCUACUGCCGCGUGCUGAACGGCGAAGGCAACCGGCGCAUCGCCGAUUACGUCCGUCGAGGAGGCGCAUACCUCGGCCUGUGCGCCGGCGGCUACUACGGCAGCGCACGCUGUGAGUUCGAGGUGGGGAACAAGCCCCUCGAGGUCAUCGGCAGCCGGGAGCUGGCCUUCUUCCCCGGUACCUGUCGUGGCGGCGCUUUCAAGGGGUUCGAAUACCAGAGCGAGAGGGGCGCGCGCGCAGCUGUGCUCAAGGUCGCGACAGGAGCAUUCAAGGAACAGGUCCCUCAGCGGUUCGUGUCGUACUACAACGGUGGAGGCGUGUUCGUAGACGCGGCCAGCGUCAAGAGUCGCAAAGUUGAGGUCCUCGCGUCUUAUGACGAAGAAAUCGAUGUCGAUGGCGGGGAUGGCAAGGCCGCCGUGGUGCUCUGCCAUGUCGGCGAUGGCAAGGCCCUACUUACGGGGCCGCAUCCGGAAUUCGCGCCGGCCAACCUCUACCCACAGCCCGACAUUCCUGGCUAUGACGAAUUGAUACGUAAGCUGGCUGAAGACGACCAAAAUCGUGUCCAAUUCCUCAAAGCAUGUCUUGCCACGGUCGGCCUAGAGGUAAGCUUAGAGGUGGCGACGUUGCCACCGUUAUCGCGCCUCCAUCUCACAGCUGUCGACAACACCAAGGUGAGCGAGAUACUCUACAGCUGGGACGAUGUCCUGGCAAAGGAAAAUGGUCAGGAGCUCGUCAAGGGCGAAGCAGACACUUUUCAUAUUCAAAGCGAUGAGGAUGACCUCCCAGUCGAAGAUCUUCGCCAAUCACUCCCAAAAGACGGGAGCGCAGACGGCAUUAUCGACUAUUCGACUGUCACCAAGACAAUCGUUGCUCAUGAAAAGGCCCUACCGAGCCACGAAGUAACGCCUCACUUCAAUCACAAGCUCUACUACUCAAGUCUCAGGCGAUUCCAAGCGGUAGAAGAUGCCGAAGAAUGGGGAAACAUUCUCCUUUACGGUGACGUUGUGACGAGCACAAACUCUCUCCUUGAGAAGAACCCGAAACUCAUCUCCAAGUUGCCCACGGGCUUCACCUUUUCCGCAUCCACGCAGGUCGCCGGCCGCGGCAGAGGGACCAACGUCUGGCUCGCGCCACCAGGCGCACUCCUAUUCUCAACCAUCAUCAACCACCCGGCCCAUCUCGCCGUUUCUCGUCCUGUCGUUUUCAUACAAUACAUUGCUGCCAUUGCCAUCGUUGAGGCCAUCCAGUCACUCGAUGUCGAAUACACAAACUUACCCGUCAAGCUCAAAUGGCCCAACGACAUUUAUGCUCUUGACCCGACGAAACCGGCGUCCUCGAAGCAGUACGUCAAAAUCGGCGGCAUCCUCUCCCAGUGUGGCUACUUCGACGGCGCGUACCAGAUCGUACUCGGCAUCGGAAUCAAUGCCAUCAACCCUCGCCCCACGACAUCCAUCUCCGAUCUCCUCCCCGCGGGAACCGCCCCACCGCGUCUCGAGGCCCUGCUGGCGCGCAUUUUGACUCGCCUCGAGGCCAUCUAUGCACAGUUCCGCCGUGAGGGGUUCUCGGAGGAUCUGGAGAGGCGGUACUAUCGGCACUGGUUGCACACGGGCCAGGCUGUAUCACUCGAAGCCGAAGGGGGUGUCAGGGCGCGCGUGCUGGGCAUCACGCGCGAUUGGGGCAUGCUGCGGGUGGAGGAGACGGACAGGGAAGGGCGAGGGACGGGCAAAAUCUGGAGCCUGCAGAGCGACGAGAACAGCUUCGAUUUUUGGAAGGGUCUGGUCAGGCGCAAGGAAUAGUGUCACCGAUGUGCGCGGCACGGUGCAGCCGAUGUUCUCGCAUAUCGUAUUUGCAUUGCAGGAGUGGUGCAGGAAGAGCGCAGUGUGCCUGGAGGAACGCGUCUUAGCCAAAGCGAGGCGCGUCUUUAGCCCCCACUCCGUAAAUCGGACACUCAAGCAAUACGACUACCCUAUAUUAUCAGCUCU